This is a messenger RNA of Adineta ricciae, 5376 nucleotides long. Lineage: Eukaryota; Metazoa; Rotifera; Eurotatoria; Adinetida; Adinetidae. The record is from the annotation of a GenBank genome assembly.
AUGAAUUUCAAAAUUUAUCUUCAAUGGAUCUACAAGAAGAUAUCCAAUUAUAAUCUUUUCAUAGUAGAAGAAAAUGAUUAUGACGAUAACAACAUCAAAGAUCCAACUGUACUUCUUAAACAUCAAAAGUACAAAACUCGUUUGUAUGUUUUACUUCUUAUGGUAUGUCUUUACCUACUAUUCUAUGUUUCUCUUCUCAAUGUAAAAUCUAAAACGAUUCUUAUUUCCGGAGUGACGCUGAAGACAUUCAAUGAAUUAUAUUCUGAAUAUAAUCAAACACUUUCAUGUCCGUGUAGAAUAAGUACAAUUCCAUACAAAAAUUUUGUCUUCAUUAAUGUUACAAUACAUCCGGUCUGUUCAAGUAUUUUUAUCGAUAGUCAAUGGAUGGAUAGAUUAUAUCUGGAAAAUGCAAGUCUUUAUGGUGUGUGGGAUUUUCGAACAACAGCCUAUUAUCAGUUUCAACUUCUGUCAACAUUGUGCUCUUUUGCGAAGGACAAUAUUGUUCAAAUUCAAAACGAUAUUAACAAUACCGACUUUGUCAGCAUUGAAGUCAUUUAUGAAACGGAAGUUCAUCGACAAGUUAAGGAUCUGGUUGACUUUCGUAAAAAUCAAUUAUUUCAUCAGGCAAUGUCGUUUUUGAAUUAUUGGAAAACAAUAAGUCAAGAACACUACUUGGUUUCAGCACUCGGCACCAACUGGAUAGUCCAAAUCGUAGACAUCUUUGCUCCUGAGUUUGUGAUCGGAGGAAUGAAUGUGCAAACUUAUACCAAAGCGGGCAAAUCACGACCAUGCAGCAAAGUCAAUUCACUCAUUCCAGCUACUAUUGCUCCACCAUCAAAAGUGCCCAUCCGAUUCGAGCGUAGAUCUGAAAUGGAACGGAUGCCUAAUUCUGAAUUUAUCAAAGGGUUCUUCGCGGGAUGUACUCCUCUCGAAGCACUUCUCGAAAGUACUUUGGACUGUAUAUACGAUCAUAAAUGUAUUCAGUUAUUGUUACAUGCCUUCCCAAAACUAAAUCAAUUAAAUAUUUCUUGGUCCGAUUCGAUUUUACCAACAAAGAAUGAAAAUAUUUCGAUCAAUAAUUAUUUCAAAGCUCUUUUCAUUACGAAUUGGUCAUUAAACACAGAUUACCCAACAUAUUUCCAUCAAUGUUCGCCAUCUACAUGUACCUACACAAUGAAAGAUCAAAGAAAUUUAUCGUAUACGAUCACUCUUCUUAUUAGUCUUUACGGUGGUGUUAUAAUCAUUCUCCGUUUCGUUGCAUCAUGCACCAUCGAUCUGUUUAUCAAAUUGAAAUCUUAUUCAGAUAAGUCAAUCAGAAAUUCGAACGAACAACGAAGAAACAUGUUCGAACCUGUGCAGUUCAUAAAAGAGUUGAAUUUAUUCAAAAAUAUCCAUGAUCGAACAGAAAACAGUAUCAGACAGCAACGAAUCACCACGCGAGUAUAUUUGAUUUUAUUAUUUGGUUCGAUAUGUGCUCUCUGUCUAUUCGCAUCGCUGAGCAGUACAACAACGAUAGUAAUUGAACUAAAACCUUCAUUAUCAACUUUUCAAUCAUUAGAUGUCAAAUAUUCGACAGAACUUCAAUGUCCGUGUUCUAAGCAAGCGAUACCUCAUCGAUCAUUCAUCUCCUUCUUUCCAAUUCUUCAUCAAAUCUGCCGUAGUAUUUUCGUUCUUGACGAUUGGAUUACAAUGUUAAAAUAUCUUGCACACUGGGCAGCCAAUACCAGUUGGAACAUUUUAGCAUACACGCAGUUUGCAAUCUUGUCUGGUCUUUGUCAACAGGCUAAUGAAACAAUUAACGAUGCGAUUGAUCAAUAUCUUUUACAAUUCUUUAUCGCUUCUUCUGCUUUGAAUGAGACUAACUUUUAUCUACAAUUAAAUACGAGUCUUACUCAGUUAUAUCAAUCAACGUUUUACAACUUUGAUCUGCUGAAAGAUGUUGUACAUCUAAUUAUGCAAAUUGAUCAGCCGUAUGUGGGUGGUAUCACAUGGCCACUAGACAGACCAAAAUCUGGUCUGAUGUUGCAUACAGUAGUUAACGAAACAAACGGCCACACAUUUCAAGUGCAAUUUAUUUUGAAUGGAAUCAAAGAAAUGAGUUCAAAGCGGUUUAUCUGUGUUUGUGCUAUCAAUCCAAACUGUGCAGAUAUAGCACAUAUAUAUCAUUCUACCAGGAUGGGUAACAUCACGAAUGAUAUUUACAAUAUAUCUGGCUGGAUGCAAGGAUGCUUCACUUUUGAUUCUCUCCUACUUUCGACUUUACAACUUGUGUAUAUGAAUUCGGAUGACUUUCUGAAUUUCAUGAGCCAUAUACAACUAGGAGAAACUCGGUUCCACAAUGUAUCUUCAUCAUUGCGUCCACAACCUCUCUUCUAUGAUCCAAAAACGAGUCAUUAUCCUCCGAACACAUCCAUUUCUACAAUCAUUAAGAAACUAAUGAUCGAACAAUGGAAUCCUUCUCUAUCAUACGAACAGUUCUAUAAAUCGUGUGCACCCAAUUAUUGUUCUUAUCCUGAAAGAACUCGUAAUAAUGAUUUCAUUGGUGUAAUUAUAAUAUUGAUAUCCAUGAUGAGUAGUAUUGUCAUUGUAUUGAAACUCUUAACACCGCAUCUUGUUCAAGUCAUUUUCAAAUUACACGCUAGAUGUAGUAAAACGACAAGACAAACAGAACCAGUACAUCGUAGUAUUCUCGAUCGAUUGAAGACGUGGAUACGCAAUUUAAUUAAACUUCUACGAGCUACGUUAGUUACAUUGAAUAUCUUUCCAUUACGCGAUUUUGGAAGUUAUAUAGAUCGGGAAACGGCAAAGCGUUGCGGACGAUGGGCAACUCGUCUCUAUAUACUUUUACUCAUUGCCAGCCACACUAUUCUGAUAUUUUACACAAUAGUUCAACCAAGACCAUCACGAACAACUUAUCUCAAACCAGAUUUGUUUUAUUAUAAUCGUUUGAGGAAGAUCUAUGGCGAUCAAUUGAAAUGUUCCUGUUCACAAAUAGCAUCGACAUACGAUCGAUUCGUCAAAAUCGAAACGAUAUUCCAUUCGGUUUGUAGAAGUAAUUUCGUCUCUGAAGAAUGGCGCUUGGAUUUAGUGAAUGGACUUGUUCCUAAUUUUACCUUAUUUAAUCGAAGAGAUUAUCGUCGGUUUCUUCCAGCGCAUUUAUACUAUCUUCAAAAAUUAUGUAAUAUAUCUGAACAAUCGGUACAGCAUUCGAUCAAUGAAUUUUUAACCUCAUUAUUGAUCACUGUGGAACUUCUCCCCAAAAAUCAGUUCGACAUUCAUCUGAAUACGACUAUUGAGCAGAGUAAAUCCAGUGCUCCUAUAUUAGUCUCUCGUCUUUUGCCCUUCAUUCAAAGUCUCAGCCAUGGAAAUGCUUUGAUUUCAACUUACGAAACAAAUUUUGAAUACGUUCUUCCAGCGAAUAAAAUUUACAAUUCAUAUUUACCUACACAAGGUAUUGUGUAUGAUGAUCAAUGUUCAUGUGGAAAGUCUCCUACAUGUACAACUCAAGCAGUUUUCAUUGAAGGAAAUCGAGUAAGAAACUUUUCUGUCCAUGGCAUGAAGAUGGGAUGUACACCAAGUGAAUCAUUUCUUGCUUCAACUCUUCAAUGCUUUUAUAAUCAAUCAUGCCUUGAUCUCAUACAAACGCAUACAAACCACAAUUUCUCUAUAACACCUCUUCAGAUGUCAAACAGUAGUUUUUCACAAAACACAACCAUAGAUGAGCUGAAAAGGAAUUUAUUUAUUGAAAACUGGUCAACAGACGUGAAUUACUCUUCUUAUUAUGAACAAUGUUCACCUUCGAUAUGUUUUUAUAUCAGUGUUGAACGAUUCAAUAUCCUCUCUAUCAUUGCUGCCGUACUAGGUCUUCAAGGUGGUUUGUCGAUUGUUCUCAAAUGGAUCUGCCCGAAACUUAUACGAAUUGGAUUUUGGAUGUAUAACAAGCGAAAGAAUCCAGCGAACUCUAUUAGUACAACAGAUUCAGUUCCAGAUUCGUCUCAUGUCAACUCCAAUUCCGACGAAAAUAAGACAACACCAACGAAUUCAAUAUACCAUCGAUCAUUCAUCAAAGUCACAUUUACAAUUAUACUAUUACUAUGUAUAUCCGGAGGUUUUCUACUGUUUUCAGUACAAUAUAUUCGACGAGAGUCGUUGCCAACCGCAUCAAUAGAUAAUAGUUCCAAUUCAACAAUAAUGCCAAUGUCGUCGACUACAUCAGGUGAUUAUAACACAUAUCAUCUUUUGAUCUUUUCUAUUUCCUUACUUUCAGAACCAAUAUGUCUACCUAAAUUUAAUCGACUGUCAAUGAAUGUGCUAUGUCAAGGGCCACUAAGAGAUCUAGCUAUUGUUGUUGAUGUAAACAAUGACAGUCGAGUUGAUUUGAUUUUAUUAUGCACAGAGAGUGAUACGAUAAAUGUACUCCUCAGUAAUGGAGAUGGCACAUUUCAAACACCGAUCGUUUAUCUAUUUGAGCUUUUCGGAGUGGUAGACAUCCACGUUGGUGAUAUAAAUAAUGAUACCCGACCCGAUCUGGUUUUAGUCUAUGAGACUUCUGCGUUAAAUAUCGUCUCUAUAUUCGGGAAUGGUAAUGGAACAUUUCAAACACAACACAGGCAAUCAAUAAGUACGAACCAUCGCAUAUUUCAUAUUAUUUUAGCUGAUCUUAAUCAGGAUAAUCAGUUGGAUAUUAUACUGACAAGCGAUGGAGAAUAUAUUUAUAUAUACUUUGGAGAUGGUACUGGAAAUUUUUCGUUACAAUCGGAACUAUUCGUACGAAGGAGAAUUAUAUUUGGAAAAAUACUUCUUGCUAAGUUUAAUGGCGAUAAUUAUCUCGAUAUUGCUGUAAUGGAUCAUCACUCUGCUUUUAUGUAUGUAUUUUUUGGAAGUAAUCAAGGAAGUUUCCAUUUACAUCAAUGGUUCUUCACUUCAGUCAACGUUGAACAUUCUUGUAUUGUGCACGGUAACUUUCUUGGAGAUAAUCAAUCUGAUAUUGUAUUUCUCCGCUCUUGGACAAAUACUAUCUCCAUGUCAUAUCGAUACAGUAACGGUUCUUUUCGUGUACGUGAACAAAUUGUUUUAGAAUCAGAGUUAGGGUGUGGAUCAGCCGUUGUAUCUGAUUUAAAUGGUGACAAUUAUCUAGACAUCGUUGUUACGAGAUAUUUUCCAUAUAUGAUCUAUGGUUUUCUUGGAGACGGAAAUGGCAACUUUCGAGCACAUACUAUAUUUACACAUACUAUUUAUUUGAAUGAAUUUGACGGUGUUGCAUUUUGGAUUGAUGUAAAGGAUUUUAACAACGAUAAUUGUCAAGAUAUCAUCAGUAUGACUGAGCGACUUAAAACCAUAGAUAUUUUUCUGAAUACGUGUCAUUGCUUUACUUGA